UCAAAGACAAUAUUUUGCCUCCCAAAGAUGCUUUUACUGCACAAGAUAAAAAUCCAAGUAUGGGAUUCCUAUAUUUCUGGACAGAAUGACCCAUUUCUCUGUAGGUAAUAAAAAAGGGUGUUAAAUUUUAGGAUCGGGAGGCACAUGCUCUAGAAUUCUCUAGUUGUAAAUGAUUUGCAAAAUGAUAGGCCAGGUUUGCAAGCAUACUGCAUAUUGUUAAAAUUUGCAAUCUUGUUUCCAGAAAGUCUACUCUGCCAUUUUACUUAUUCAAAUUUUCUUUCAAGAUAAAUUAUUUUCUAGGUGUGCAUUAAAAUGAUGUAAUAGUAUUGUAACCCAACGGGCCCUCAUAAUCUAGAAUUAUCUGACUGUGUGACCUGGUCUCAGACUGUUUUCAGGCCUCCCAAACCAGAUUAAUAGAUAUAGAAUCCAGUUUAAAGGAUUUAUGCCCCAAGCCAAAUUUUCAGAUCUCGAAUAAGGGAAACAACUUCCAGAAGUUUCAGUAAACCCCAAGCUCUCGAUAAAAUAAGACAUCACACUCUUUUAUAUCCAAUCAUCAAGCUAUUUUCAAUAUGAAGCAGAAGAUUAUGGAAAUCCCACCUUUUGUAAUCCCCACAACCAACAUGAACCUCAACAAGCUGGAAAUGAAAAGAACUAACUGGAAUGCUAAGGCCUCCAUUGUUGCAAAGAAUACAUUUAAUCCUAUCCGUAAUAUCCUAGAAACUAUUGACAUCACUCCCAACCCUCAAAAGAAGAUGAUUUCUCUCUCUAUUGGUGACCCUACAGUUUUUGGAAAUCUAAAGCCUGCAAAAGAAGUUGUUGAGGCUGUGACAGCCUCUUUACUUGCUGGCGUUAACAAUGGGUACGGCCCCAGCACCGGGUUUUUGCCUGCUAGAGAGGCAGUUGCAAAGCAUGUCAGUGUACCCGGAGGAGAGGUUACUGCUGAAGAUGUUAUUCUCUGCUCCGGAUGUUCAUGCGCCUUGGACAUAGCAAUUUCUACUCUUGCAGAAGAUGGACAGAACAUUUUAGUUCCAAGACCUGGAUUUCCUUUGUAUACAACUCUUUCUGCUGGAUUAGGUAUUGAGACCCGUGAAUACAAUCUCCUCCCCGAGAAUGACUGGGAAGUUGAUCUUCUUCACAUGGAGUCCUUAAUUGACGAAAACACUGCAGCUAUCAUCGUAAACUCACCAUCCAACCCAUGUGGCAGUGUGUUUACUCCUGCCCACUUGAAGCAAAUUCUAGCCGUUGCUGAGAUGUACAAGGUCCCAAUCAUUGCUGAUGAGAUCUACGACAACUUUGUUUUUCCUGGCCAGACUUAUGUCCCUAUUGCUUCCUUGACUACCACUGUACCUGUUUUGUCCUGCGGUGGACUCACAAAAAGAUUUCUAGUUCCAGGUUGGAGAAUGGGUUGGAUUGUUAUUUAUGACAAACAGAAUAUAUUUGCCCAGGAAAUAAGAAAGGGUCUUCUUUGUAUGAGCCAGAGAAUCAUUGGAUCUAACACUUUGAUCCAGGGUGCACUGCCAACCAUUCUUCAGAAUACUCCAAAAAGUUUCUUCGAGGAGACUAUACAUAUUAUCAAGUCCAACGCUGAUUUGGCAUACAAGAAGCUGAAGGAAGUCCCUGGUCUUAUGCCUGUCAUGCCCCAGGGAGCUAUGUAUAUGAUGGUCAAAGUUGACAUGUCAAGAUUUCCUAUGUUCCGGUCUGAUCUUGACUUUGUUGAACGCUUGGUAAGCGAGCAGAGUGUAUUCUGUCUCCCUGGCAAAUGCUUCAACUAUCCCAACUAUUUCCGAAUAGUUCUCACCGUACCCCAGGUACUCCUCUCUGAAGCUUGUGAUAGAAUGCUUGAGUACUGCAGCCAGCACUUGGUGUGUCCACCUCCUUCACGUCUUGUUGGACUUCUCGUUGAGAACAGAUCACUGUAUGCUACAUAUGGGAAGAAGUACGGAAUGUUCCUGGAUAACCCGCACUCAAGCAACUGGCAUUCAACUUGGCAACUGGCUGUUACUAUGGCAGAUGCAAUGAGAAAUGAAAAUAAUCGAAAGAAUUCAAAUGCAGGGGAGUUAAGAAAGCUAUCUUCAACAAGAAACACGUGAUACAAUACGAUGAAGACAUAUUUUCAUACCAAACUCUGAAUUGGUAUUUGUUUGAUGUACCUUAUAAUUAUCUACCUAAAUGCUAAAGAAUUGAAAACCAG
Molecule: messenger RNA, 2191 nt
Organism: Eurytemora carolleeae
Lineage: Eukaryota; Metazoa; Arthropoda; Copepoda; Calanoida; Temoridae
Product: tyrosine aminotransferase
Exons: 5
Coding region: 570-2090 (506 amino acids)
Biological process (GO): aromatic amino acid metabolic process; biosynthetic process
Molecular function (GO): L-tyrosine:2-oxoglutarate transaminase activity; pyridoxal phosphate binding
Source: RefSeq, a predicted model, not a curated record